GGAAUUUUUACAUCUUGAGUUGUCAACGUCGUUGUUUGAGAGGAUAAUAAAUAUAUCUUUAUUAAUAAUAUAUUUGUAUUCUUCUUUUCGGAAAAGUAUCAACUCAGCGGAUAACAUUUGUCUUUCCCAUCCAUCGCUCGUGUGGGAUUUCAUUACCUCCAAUUUGUCAAUAUCGAAUAUUCGUCUGAUAUAUAUAUUGCAUUGUCCACUUAUCAUAUCAAUCUACAACUACGGCUACAACUCCAACUCCAAUUACAAAAUCUUACUCAUACUAUCGCCAUUCAUCCAAUCUCUUCCAUAAUAUCUCAACUCCCAUCCCAUUGCACCAUCCAUCAUGGCAGCGAAAUACCUCUCCGCCGCCAACGCAGCAGCUCUAGAUAAAGAUCUCAUGUCCCUCGGGGCCUUUUCUCUCGAUCAACUAAUGGAGUUAGCGGGAUUGAGUGUUUCGCAAGUGGUAUACAAAGUUCAUCCUCCAUCCAAAGGCAGAAGAAUACUCGUCGCAUGCGGACCCGGAAACAACGGAGGCGAUGGUCUAGUCGCAGCUCGUCACCUCUGGCACUACGGCUACAAACCCACAAUCUACUAUCCCAAACAAGGAAAAAACGAACUCUAUCAACGUCUCUCGACCCAACUCCGUAAUCUCUCAAUCCCGUUUACCGAGGAUUUCUCCGAGGCUCUGAAAGAAUCUGAUCACAUCGUCGAUGCUAUAUUCGGCUUCUCCUUCUCCGGCAGCAUCCGCGACCCCUUCCCCUCCAUAAUCCACGCUCUAGAAACCACUUCCCUCCCCAUAACAUCCAUCGACGCGCCCUCAUCCUGGGACAUCGCCCAUGGUCCUCCGUCUUCCGGCCCCGGAGCAAACUUCAUGCCUCAGUAUCUGAUUAGUUUAACUGCGCCAAAGCCUUUGGUGAGGUUCUUCAAGGGAAGACAUUUUUUGGGUGGGAGAUUUGUAACUCCAGAAAUUUCUGAAAAAUACAAUCUUCAACUCCCAGAGUACGAAGGGGUAGAUCAAAUUGUUGAGAUGCCUGUUCCGGAAGAGGAAAAGUUAUGAUGAAUUAGAUAUUGAAAUAUGAAUGCACAAUUGGGAGUAUCAGUAGCAGAAACUAUGACUUUGAUA
Molecule: messenger RNA, 1114 nt
Organism: Botrytis cinerea B05.10
Lineage: Eukaryota; Fungi; Ascomycota; Leotiomycetes; Helotiales; Sclerotiniaceae
Exons: 7
Coding region: 335-1048 (237 amino acids)
Cellular component (GO): mitochondrion
Molecular function (GO): NAD(P)HX epimerase activity
Source: RefSeq, a predicted model, not a curated record